AUGGCAUCGUCUUCUUCAUCCUCGCCUGUGGGCCAGGGAUUGAAUCAGCCCCAGUCCGAGCACUUUGAGUGGCUCAUCGUCACCGGAAAGAAGCGCGGUCAUGUCAUGAACAGCGUCGAGAUGCACAGUCACAUGACCGGUACCACCGCUGUGCACGCCAUUGGAAAGGCCUACAAAGACACUAAACCAAGCAACUCGUGGUACCACUCUCGCGCUGAGCUCGAAGAUGCUGUUUUGUCGUCCUCUUCCGAAGCCUGCCCACGGAGCCCUGACCUUCUAUUCCAGUUCACUGUCAACCCUGAUCCAGAAGCUCAAGACUACCCUCGCACCGUCAUCCUCAAAUCCAGCACCCCACUCCUUGAGCUCACCGAAGCCUUCCAUAAUCCCUCUCUUCUGAACGGCACCGACGCCACUCUCAUCCGCGAGAACUCGCAAUUCAACCCCGCAAACGGCAAGAGCCCCAUCGACGGCCACUAUCAUGCCAUUCUGAUUAAGACCAAAGCCAGUCGCUGGCUCAUCGCGGCAGGAGUGGCCGGUACCAUCGUCGUUGCGGCGGUGAUUGGGUCUGUCGUUGGGUACAUGGUUGGGAAUGCUGAAUUGGGAAUUGCGGCCGGGGCGACUGCUAUCGCUGUUUUUGCCUUUAUUCAGGGCUGCUUGUUGUUUUUGAAAUAG
Molecule: messenger RNA, 672 nt
Organism: Alternaria burnsii
Lineage: Eukaryota; Fungi; Ascomycota; Dothideomycetes; Pleosporales; Pleosporaceae
Exons: 2
Coding region: 1-672 (223 amino acids)
Source: RefSeq, a predicted model, not a curated record